AUGUUUCUGGCCAUCGAUCAAGCUCGAGUUGAGCAAUCGGAACUGAAAGGCCUGAAGGACUUUACCAAGAAGGCACCCACGUACUCCGUUGGCGACAUGGCGAGCGUCGAUUUGUGCCUGCUUGAUGUUUCACCGAAACUAGAAUCAGGAACACGGAGACAAGCUUCGCUUGCGAUACUUUCGUCGACACAGUCACAUGCGAAUGGUGUCUACAUCAUUCACACGGCAGAGUACCCGACAAGAGCUUUUGUGCCGAGUUUGCGGCAAUUUUCACGAGCUCUUACUGAGCAGAGGCUGGUGUCUCGCCUUGAAACAAAGUGA
This is a messenger RNA of Peronospora matthiolae, 321 nucleotides long. The record is from the annotation of a GenBank genome assembly. NCBI's taxonomy places the organism in Eukaryota, Oomycota, Peronosporomycetes, Peronosporales, Peronosporaceae.